AUGAACUUGUAUGAAAUGCAACAACAGCCAGCCAGCCGGCCUCCAAAUUAAAGCUGAAAAUGGAUGGGAGUGAAGGAAGUUGUAGGCCAGGGAUGGAUGCAACAAACACCGAGAGUAGUCUGGUGUCCUUUGUCACGGAAGAGAGCGAAGACCGUCCAUUUUGGGUGGUGUACGGUAAGGAAGGUCUGGGCAAGACGACACUGGUCCAGAAGGUAUACAACAAACCUGAGGUUCGCCAUAAAUUUAAGGGGUGUGCUUGGAUCAAUGUGACACCCCACCUCCAAUACAAAACCAUUUGGAAGGAUAUCUUAUCUCAAAUCGACUAUCGGAGAAAGGAUGAUAAACUUGAGGCGUUACCUGCAUAUCAAGCUUUGGUUCUGAGGCUUCAAUCUGCUCUGCAGUCCAACAAAUACCUCAUUGUUCUUGAUGGUAUCUGCUCAAUGGAGGCUAUGUUAAAUGAUAUGCUUGCAGAUAAGAUGCCCAGCAAAGUUGCGAUAACCACUCGGGAUCAAACAGAGACUGAGAAAAUUGUAAAGGAAAGGGGACGUUAUCUCGAAAUGAUGAGUCCAUUAACUGAACCUCAAAGUUGGCAACUAUUUCUCAAAACUCAAUUGGAUCGUCACCCAUCACCAUCAGAAGACUUUGAAAGGGAGUUGGAAAAUAUAUACAGAAAGUGUGAAGGUGUGCCAUUGGCUGUAAAGUUGCUGGGAAAUUUGAUGGCAUGGAAGGAGCGCAUUGACUGGAAUGAAUUACGGCAACAAAGCUGUGUGUCCGCACAAUACCUUAUGGAGUUGUCUUACUCGCUUUUGCGGGAGCAUCAGAAGACAUGUUUACAUUAUUUGGCUCUUUCUCCAGCAGAUAUAGAAGCAGACAAGUUGUGCAAUCUGUGGAUAGCUGAAAAGAUGACAACAACUCCUCAACAAGCAGAAACAUAUCUGAAUGAACUAGCCACUCUAGGCUUGGUUGAGGUUCAAGAAUAUGAAACAAAGAGCAAAUCAUGCAGCCUUCCUCACUAUGUGCGAGACUUUUGCUGUGGGAAAGCAAAAGAGGAAAGUUUGAUUGCAAAAGAGGAAAGUUUGUUUGCAACUGCGGCCUUUUAUUUUGACAAGCGUGUUGGUGAGUAUGAGUUUCCAUUGAAGCCAAAAAAAAAGACUACACUUGAGGAAGUGCAAUCCAUUUUGUUGUUGAUGAAUACUAGCCAACAGCAUCACCAUAUAUUAUCGCCAAAACCAUUAGAUUUGACGAAUUGCAAGCUGCUACGGGCAUUAGACUUCAAUUGGCUUGACUUUCGUGCGAUCGAGUUUCCUCAACACAUCAACAAACUUGCUCACCUGAGUUAUCUGAGUUUCAGGGACUGCUACCUGAAAGAAUUGCCACAAUCAAUACAAGAAUUGAAAAGCUUGGAAACUCUGGAUUUGCGGGUGCGGGUUAACCCCGAGGUUGUUUACAAGAUGAGGAAAUCAGAUGUGUUAUGUCAGCUUAAGAGAUUGAGGAGCCUUUAUUUACCUUAUGAGUUUGAAAAAUUUCCUGAUGAUGAGAAAUUGGAGUUGGAUUGCCUAAGUGAGCUUGAGAAUCUCCAAAACUUUGUUUCAACUCACUGCCGGGCUAAUGAUCUCUCCAGCUUGAUAAAACUCAGGUAUUUGGCAGCAACUAUUGUUGACGUGAAAGACCUGGAGGAGGUGAUCGAAUGCCUAAAGAAAGGUACAUCCAAAUCAUCAUCCAUUCACCUCGAAAUCAUUGAUUUUCGCUCUCCGAGAGGCGCCUUUGCUCUAAGUAACCUAUUGGCAUGCGGAUCCUUGAAUGCAUUGCACUUACACGGGCAAAUAGACAACUUACCAUGGCCUAUUUCUGACAACCUUACAGAGAUCUUCUUGAUUGAUUCUGAACUUGAAGAAGAUCCGAUGCCAUUAUUGGGGGAUUUACGCAAAUUACAGAAACUAGGUUUAAGCAAUAAUGCCUUUGUUGGGGACCAAAUCAUCUGUAGAAAAUCAGGUUUCCCCCAGCUCAGGUAUUUGAAACUGUCAAAUUUGCCCGACUUAAAGAAUUGGACUCUUGAAGAAACAGCUAUGCCUUAUCUUUCUACUCUCACCAUUGAAAACUGCGUAAAACUUGAAACACUCCCAGAUGGACUCAGGACUCAUCGCCAUCUCCAAGAAUUGAGUAUUCUAAAGAUGCCCGAAAGAUUCAGGAAGAAAUAUAAUGGAACCCAGGGGGAAGAUUUCAAUAAAAUCCAGCAUGUGCUUAGCAUCAAGAUUACAGGAGCCCCCUCACAUUGAGACUGGAACUUUGCAACACAUGGGCCUAUUGGUGGAAAUCCCUUAGCAAGAAGAAUUUCUCCACCUCUAUCCACGUUUAUUUACAACCGAAUUUGUAUUCUUAAAUGGUAUUUGCGUGCAAUUUGUAUUAUUUGUGAAAUACUGUCUAGAUGUUUAUGUAUGUUCUACUCUUCAAAAAGUGUGAUUUUCAGUUUAUCUUAUUUGUGAAAUACUGUCUAUGUUUAUGUACGUGAAACUCCUGUAUGAUAAUGUAUGUUGUACGUACUCUUCAAAUUUGGGAUUUGUGAAAUAAGCAUUGUUUAGAUAUUU
Molecule: messenger RNA, 2585 nt
Organism: Ipomoea nil (Japanese morning glory)
Lineage: Eukaryota; Viridiplantae; Streptophyta; Magnoliopsida; Solanales; Convolvulaceae
Product: disease resistance protein RPP8-like
Exons: 4
Coding region: 60-2276 (738 amino acids)
Biological process (GO): defense response to other organism
Molecular function (GO): ADP binding
Source: RefSeq, a predicted model, not a curated record